Messenger RNA from Endocarpon pusillum Z07020, 4146 nucleotides. RefSeq lists its product as uncharacterized. Gene Ontology annotation, molecular function: ATP binding; protein serine/threonine kinase activity. Gene Ontology annotation, cellular component: cytoplasm; nucleus. The record is from RefSeq and is a predicted model, not a curated record. Gene Ontology annotation, biological process: protein phosphorylation; mitotic DNA damage checkpoint signaling. The transcript is spliced from 3 exons. Bases 1 to 4146 code for a protein of 1381 amino acids. NCBI's taxonomy places the organism in Eukaryota, Fungi, Ascomycota, Eurotiomycetes, Verrucariales, Verrucariaceae.
AUGGCUGCUGCUGCUACUGCCUCACCGGUGACAGAAAUCUCAACCUGGCUUUCCGGCGACAUCGUAUACGACGUAUUAUAUCCAACAUUAUUAAUCCACGAAGAUUAUGCAAUUUUGUUCGAUGCCAAAGAAGUGAAGACCAAUCGGCUGCUUACCGUCAAAAAAUAUAAUACACCACAAAGAAUACAAGGUGCAUUGCUCAAACGAAGGAUAGAGUAUGAGCGGGAAGUUGUUGCUGCUGUCCGAGGUGGACCUCAUGUCAUUGUUAGCGGCGCCCCGUUUUGGAACAAGGCGACGAAGAGGAUGGAAAUGUACAUGGAGCACUAUCAGCAUCGUCUUAGCAUAUGGAUGGAUGAAACAUUGGAGAACCGAACACUUCGCGGUAUCACCAUACAGAUAGCGCCUUUCUAUCACACACUGCUGACCCAAAUGCUGUCAGCAUUAAAGUACAUCCAUAGCAAAGACAUAAUUCAUUGUUGCGUUAUACCACAAAAUAUCCUUUACAACAAUCAUAAUCAUUUCGUCCUUAGUGAAUUCAGUUUGGCCAGGCACGCACAUAAACGACCAUAUGUUCAUCCGGGGCUGAUCACGGCACAUAUGGCUCCAGAAGUGCUUGACAAGAAGGAAAUAACUUUCACAACAGACAUAUGGACUCUGGGCAUUGUUCUAUUGGAUCUACUCCUUGCACCAGCCCUUGGAGGGGAUACAUCUUGCUUCAAGAGCGAUGGGAUAUGCAAGAACCUCAGUGAGUUAGCUACAGAGCUAGGCCAAGAUUGUGAAAUGCCUGAAUUGGUGAAGAUGUUGAAGAUGAGCCCAACUGAGAGGCCCUCAGCCAGCGAUCUUCUUGAAUAUAUAAAACGCCACCCAAGACCUCAAAAGUCCACCCAAGAUGUCAGUGCCGGAGUCUUGUAUAGGUACGUAAAGCUUAUGUAUCCCGAUGAAGACGAUGCGUUUGUUCGUUUUGCGGCUAUCGAGCAAUAUGCAAUUUGCCAAUCACACCGAAAGGGCUCAAUGACGACAAGCUCAACCCCGGGCAAUGUUGGGGCAGUUCCGGUUCAGCAAGACCCACCCAGUAGCAGCGGCCAGAAUUCUGCUACACCCUCCAUAAUAAGGGGAUCACCGAGCGAAUCCGAGCCUCAAGAACUUUGUCAGGGGGAAAAUCCGAAGGCAUCUUCAUUACGUCAAAGCCCGACGCCAGGAGCAGCCGGCGCAUCAAAAGUGGCAAACACAGCAAUUGGAACAAAUAACGAUACAAUGACGCUGUCCUAUCGCCCCCAAGAGCUCGUGACUUCAAUCGCCGAAUCAGCCAAAACCCCUCCAACCACCAGGUCGCUUGAAAUGGGUGGAAAGACAAGCAAAAUUACGACAUCAUCCUUGACCGAAUCACAGGGAAUAGCAAGUUCAUCAGCUUCACCUGUAACGAUAUCGUCAGCAGCAUCGCAGAGAAUGCCCGCAUCAUCAAGCGCCACGUCCAAGAAGCGCCGUAAAUCCGGCCGGCACAAGAGAAAGGGACGUACGGCCCAAGACGAAAAAGCCAUCGAUUUACAAGAUGUCAGCUCCACUCAGCGCUCACAAAUUCAUGCCCCAGAAGUGCCCGAGGCAGGUGCUGGUAGCGAUCCUAUGGGAUCCUCUUGUGUAGUUUCCUCAGUUUCAGAGAGCGGUCUCACAUCUCGUGGUCUUUGGCGGGAGCGGCAAGAAACGAUCUGUGAGGAGGCAGAGUCUGUCCGGGAGAAGACACAGCAAGCCCUGAUGCGACAAGCAGAGAAGCCAGGAUCGAUUCAGCAGGGGGCAUUGCAAGUGGAACAAGCAGCAGGUUCGGGUUCACACCAAGCAAGCGCACUACUCUCAGCACAUGACACCGGUGGUCAUGUCAGACUCAUGGACAUUCAAGGACCUCAUCGAGCUGGUGAGUCCAAGCUAGAACAACAACGGCCGACUGGAAAGAAAGAAAGUGAAGACCAAGAAGCCGCUAGAGCUCGAGAAACCAUUGAGGCUCACGAAGCCCUGAGCGCUGGACAAAAAGCUGCCAAGGCUCGAGAAAAGGAAGCUGUUAAAGCUCGAGAAAAUAUCGUCGCAGCUGGAGAAGCCAUCAGAGCUCAAGAAGAAACGCCCAGAGCUACAAAAGCCGCUCGUGGUGUUGAGGCCACUAGGCAUCGUGUGAAUACCACAAGGGCCCAAGAAGUCCGACAGGAAGCCGCUAAAGCUAAAGAAGAAGCUGCUAGAGUUCCUGGAGCUGCUAGAGUUCUUGAAGCUGCUAGAGUUCCUGAAGCUGCUAGAGUUCCUGAAGCCGUCAAAGCUCGAGAAGCCGCCAGAGCUAAAGAAAUCGCCAGAAAUCAAAAACUCGCCAGAGAGCGAGAAGAAGCCGUCAGAGUUCAAAAAGCCGCGGCAGAGAGCGAAGCCCGAGAAAUUAAUGCCAUCAUCAAAGCCACGACAACUCAAGUGAAACCUCCCAGAAUUCAAGAAGCCGUCCAAAAGCGAGAGCACAGAGGAGAAGCUGCCGUGACGGAAGCCACGAGAGCUCAAGAAGCUAUGAAAGAAUCAAAACCUACAGGCAUUCUGCGGACUGAUGUGAUUCAAGCACCGACCAUGGCGCCCAAAAAGAGAGGAGCUCCUCCCGAAAGCUCAAUGGCUGCUGAACUCAUUGGCUUGAAAGACCGAGAGAAGAUGACUUCGACUCUGCCCCGUGCCCGUAGCACUCCCGACUUGUCUCUCAUUCUUAGGGAACAAGAAAUACUCGAUGCGCUUGAAGCCAUCAGUUCUUGUGGAAUCACCGGUCAUUCUGACAUCGCCGGGAUCUUGAAGCGUCCAGGGGUGUUAGUGGGGAUGCCCGGAAAUGCAGAUGCCACCAGAGCUCUAGUUGAAGACGCAGCCAAACAUAUAUAUCGGGCUUUAAAAAUGAUGAGGGUCUCCUCUCAUGCUCGAGCUAGCGAAUGGCAGCCUCUCAUUCGAGCGCUGGCUAAAGAGCCAAUUAACUUUUCUGUCAUUUCCUUUAUGACACGUAGGCAAGACAAGACAACAAGAUCUCGCCAAGCAGCACUUCAGACACCCAAACGCAAUGCUGGUGGUGACCCCAUCCAGGGCAGCCUAAGUGAAGAAGCAGCUUCCAACAAGACUGAACCCACUGAAAGUCGGGAGGUCGGUCAAACCGAUGCGCGGCGUGAAUUUUCCACUCCAAUGUUGUCCGCCCAUGCAUCCGCUUGGGACUCAUCCAUGAAAUGUGUAAGCCCAUGGGGUGCGAUUUAUCGUGCAUAUGUGGAAGAUAGACUCCCUCCGGUCCCUCCUGCCGAAUCCACGGAUGCAGAGAAAUACCAGGCAUGGUUGGAUGCUGAGCUGCCGGCUCCACCACCACGUCCCCAUCCUGAGGGGGCAAUCUACGACCUGUGGGCUCGGCGAACAGUUCGAUCGGACAUGCACAACUUUCCGGAUAUCCUUGAAGAGGAAGCUCAACGAUAUUAUGCGCAUGUGCGAGGUGAACAGUCGCAUCUACAGGGUCAAGUUGCUCAAGACCGAAUGGAGCAGGCUCGACCUACACAUGUAGCACAACGCCCAGCCAACUCCGGACUCCCUCUGGACAACAUCGAGAUAAUACCACGGCAAGCUGGUUUGACACUUUCAUCGCCCUCCAUACCGACUGUACAUUACAAGAGCCUGCAACAAUCUGGCUCACAUCCUUCCCAAUCAGCUCCGCAUACGUUUUUGAGGUCGACCUCCUCUCCGUCAGCCAGACCGUUUCGUUCAGCAUCUGCUCAAUGCCCCCCCUCUUCACGCUCUACCGGCCCCGAACCGCGAGUGGCGUCUCAGGUCCGAGAGCGGCCUGCCCACCCUUUUCAGGGACAAAUCCGCAUGGUCAAAUCUAAGAGCACUGGCACGCAGCAAGUGACAGCCUGUCUGCCUGGGCCCGACGCUGAGACAGCAAGGCAGCGGGCCGAGAGCCAAGCGGGCCCAUCGCGUCUUCGCCCUGCCACUAGAAAAGGUGCAUCUUACACCGAGGGAGCUCCAAGCCAGAUCGAUCCACCGAUUCCUAUGCCGCGUCCUGCUGAUGACGAAGCGGUCAAGAGCAUGCGACGCAAGUGGGAAAUGGCCCAGAAGCUACGGAGAGACCAUCUGCGCAUCCUGCAAAAGAUGGAGGCUAAAAGCUCUAUAUGA